GUCUACGCAGCCGUCCGACCAACAGACUUUAUAAACAAGCGCGAAAUUUGAAUUGAAUUUUAUUUCAUUAUCAAACGUUCGUCACAAUAGGUAACAUUAUUUGCGCACAGAGAUAGUCGGUUUUAACAAAAAUGUCGAAGGUUCCUAAGAAGAAAGCAUCUCAUCCUUCGUAUUCUGUGAUGGUUUGUGCAGCUAUUGCUGGAUUAAAAGAAAGAUCAGGAUCCAGUCGUCAGGCGAUUGUUAAAUACAUCAAAGCAAACUACGAGAAAAUCAGCGAAAAUGGUUGUUCCAAAAAUGUUACAAAAAGUCUCAAAUCAUUGAAGGAUGAUGGUAAAAUCAAGGAAGGAAAUGGUGGACCAUUCAAAUUUGCCCUCACUGAAGCCGGCAAAGCAAAACCAGAGAAGGCAAAGAAGCCUGUCGUUAAGAAGGCAGUCGUUAAGAAGCCAGCGGCCAAGAAACCAGUGAAAACCAAGAAGUCACCUGCGAAGAAACCGCCUGCAAAGAAAGCUUCGGAGAAAAAAGUCUCCGAGAAGAAGAAGCCAGCUAAAAAGCCAACAAAGAAGCCCAGCAAACCAGCAGGAGGAGUAAAGAAAAGUAAAGCGAAAUCUCCGGCAAAGAAGGCAGGGAAAAAACCAACGCCAAAGAAGACAACAAAGAAGCCAGCUGGUAAAAAGACAUCAAAGAAAUAAAUUUCUGUCUUUCACAGACAACAACAAAA
Molecule: messenger RNA, 718 nt
Organism: Xenia sp. Carnegie-2017
Lineage: Eukaryota; Metazoa; Cnidaria; Anthozoa; Malacalcyonacea; Xeniidae
Product: late histone H1-like
Exons: 1
Coding region: 132-689 (185 amino acids)
Biological process (GO): negative regulation of DNA recombination; chromosome condensation; nucleosome assembly
Cellular component (GO): nucleosome; nucleus
Molecular function (GO): structural constituent of chromatin; double-stranded DNA binding; nucleosomal DNA binding
Source: RefSeq, a predicted model, not a curated record